CUUAAAUCCAUCCUCCCGUCGCUGGUUAUAAGGCUCGUGUUCCUCCGCCUGACAUUACCCGGCGCUUGCGACGGCUCUUCGCCUUUUCCCGCCAAUUCGACCUAUUUGCCUCUCUAUUCGCCCGCGUCGGAGCUUGGUCAAUAGGGAGCUCUCUUGAAAGCAAAGAUGGGAGAAAUGAUUGUUUCUCUGGACGAUGACAUUCCACUGGAUUCAACACGAGCACGAUUUACGAAUCUUCUCAAGAGGCAUCAGCAAUUGACAGACCGUCUUACUAGGGAUUCUGAUAAGACGAUAUUUGACCGGUUAAGCAAAGAAUUUGAAGCUGCACGGGCAUCCCAAAGUCAGGAACUAUGCUUAGAUGGGGAAGAGUGGAAUGAUGGUUUGUUGGCUACACUAAGGGAACGGGUGCAUAUGGAGGCUGACAGAAAGGAUAGCGGUAAUGCAGGUCUUGCACCAGUUUCUCACCCUGAAGAACGAGUUGCUUACAGAGUGGGAAAUAAGGUGAUCUAUUGCUUAGAGGGAGCGAGAAUUGGAAUACAGUAUGAAACAUCCUUCGCAGGAGAAACUUACGAAAUCUACCACUGUGUGCUUGAGAGCAAGUCGUUCUUGGAGAAGAUGAAUGUACUUGAGCACACAAUUCCAUUCUUUUUGCCACUGCGUGACUUGGAAAAUGAUCAUCUUUCUUCGAAUGCUAAGAAAUUCAUCGAUAGUGUUGGGGAUCUCCUGCAUGCAUAUGUGGACAGGAGGGAACAGGUCCGGCUUAUCAAAGAGCUCUAUGGAAAUCAGAUCAGGGAGCUUUAUCACAGUCUUCCUUACCACAUGGUUGAAUUUGCGAUAGAUGAUUGUGACUGCAAAGUGGUGGUGAGCCUGAGAUAUGGGAAUCUUAUGUGUGAACUUCCGACAAAAGUGAGAGUUCUAGCAUGGCCAAUGCACCAGCUGAAGAGACAAUGUACAAGCCCUAGGUUAAGUAAACUUGCCAGUCAAGCAAUCCCUGUGCGUUUAUCUUUUGCCGAGGAUGCCUUACGGAUCCAGUCACUACCUGAAGCAUACGCAGAGAUUGUAGUAAACAUGCCACAAGAAAUUGAGCAAAUAUUUCUGUAGAAGAGUUGGGAGCUAAGACUCUGAAGCUUUCUCCAAGUCUUAUACUCUUAUAUAUCUUAUAUAUAUCUCGCUACUUUCUUGUAUGCUAUUUGAUGUUGAUCCUUCAUCUAACAAUGUUAAAAUUGUGCCACAUAAUGAAUUUUGUUUAGCUUUUCA
Raphanus sativus (radish) is the source of this 1257-nucleotide messenger RNA. RefSeq lists its product as uncharacterized. Bases 166 to 1101 code for a protein of 311 amino acids. NCBI's taxonomy places the organism in Eukaryota, Viridiplantae, Streptophyta, Magnoliopsida, Brassicales, Brassicaceae. The transcript is spliced from 13 exons. The record is from RefSeq and is a predicted model, not a curated record. Gene Ontology annotation, cellular component: kinetochore; Mis6-Sim4 complex.